Molecule: messenger RNA, 4886 nt
Organism: Nylanderia fulva
Lineage: Eukaryota; Metazoa; Arthropoda; Insecta; Hymenoptera; Formicidae
Source: RefSeq, a predicted model, not a curated record
AAAUAAGUUUUGAAAGUAUACACACGCGUAAAGAAAAGAUGAAAUAUCACUCGUAAAAAACAUUCUACAAGAAUGAAGAAUCAUUUCUGUCCGCUGUAAUAAUAUCUGUCCACUUUUACAUCUCGCAAAAUUAAUCAAAAUUGCUUUCGCUUUUAGAGAAUUUAGUUGUAAUAUGCAACUGACUUGCACUAUUUAAAAUCAUGAAUGUGAAUACACCUAUUAUUCGAGAGAUCCACAAGGGAAAGUCAAAGGCUAGAAUGCUAAUGAUAAUAUAAUUACAGACGAGAUUUAAUGGUGUCCAUCACAGAGACUGAGCACAAGAAUAAGAACUGUAACACUUAAUCGUCUUGCGACUUAUCAAUAAUCGUAUCGAUGUGUAUUUUUGCUUGCAGGUGCAAGAAUCAUUGAACCGAUCGGAAACGAUCACCUGUCUCAAGGAAAUCGCAGCUUAGCGCAAGUUAUCCCAUAGGGAAAGUAUUCGCUCGGAUUGACGGCAUAAAGAGACCUAGCUCUUUCACCGAAUAGACCGCACCGAGAGAAGAAAGAAAGGCAGGUUUCGAUUUCGAUGGGCCUUGGAGGUCGCGGAAGAGCGUAAUGGCGUUUAGUAUAAUCGUCCCCACUAUCCUCGAUUGGACGGAUUUGAAGAAAGUCGUCGUUCUGAAGAAGAUACGCUCUAUACUGCCUGCAUCUGCCUCUCUCCGUCUCCUUUCAUCUCUUACUCUUUCUUUCCAUCGUUCUCGCUUAUGUACGUGUCUACAUGCACCACGGAUACAACAAAUACCAAUGAAACGUGUGCACAUCGAGGGGGGCCCGGAGAGAAAGGUGCUGCUCCAACGUCUUCGAUAUUAGAGAGGAGCUUCUUGAGGAGCGGUGGCCCCAAGGUGGUGGUGGCACCGGGUAGGGAGAAACAGGCCCCUGGGCUUGAUCUGUCCUCAGUUCCCAUGCGAGGCUUCGCUCGAUAUCGUUCAGCAAGACAACGCACGAUCGUCCCGAGCGGUGUCAUGCCGCGAGUCAGCCGUCUUUAACGCGAAAAUCGGCCGGUGAGAGAAGUGCGUGACCCUUUCGGCGAAGACCAAACGAGGAAGAGCGACGAGGAACGACUAUACAGGAUGUGGUCCGCAAAGCUGGUAUUUUUGGCGGCGACGCUCCUCGUCGCCGUGGCUUUCGCCAAGGAGGAGAACUCGUCGUCAAAGAAUCGCGACAAGCGUCAACAACUCGCCUUCCACUUGCGAAAGGGCGGCCGUUUGCCGCCAUAUGCCGUGCAGAUGGAACCGAUAGUGCAGUACUCUCAAAGGGAUCCUCUGUAUAAUCCUUUAGCUAGCCCGAAGAGUGACGAUCUGUACGAAGAGAGUCCGCUAAGUUACUAUCCAACGGAACCUGAGCCGAUUAUUGAGAUCAUUAUUAAGGAAUCUAACGAAUCUCUGCCGACUCCGGUACCACCACCGCUUCCACCUCAACCACGGCCCACUAAGGAACCUAUUCAGGUGUUCUACGUCAAGUACGAGAAGAAAAAAGGUUACGGUGACAAGACUCGCGUCGUCUACGACCCGCCGAUUCCCGCGUUGACGCCGGUGGAGGAACACGAGGAGAUUAAACCGGAUAAUCACGUACCAUAUACGGAAGAACCGACACAGACGGCGACGUUGGCGCCGCUUCCGGAACCGUCGACGACUCUGCGCGCUAUUAUUCGACCCGACAGCGAAGUAUAUCACUCUGGCGGUAGUGGCAUUCGUGUGACCUUCGGCACCGAGCAAGUACCACCCAAUAGCCACAAUAAGCGCAGCGACUUGGAGACGCCGGGGAACAGUGCGCAACAACAUACCAGCAAACCGACAGUAUCUCCAGGAUCGCCGAAGAGACAGCACGGUCCGUACCAGCCGCUGCAGCCACCAUUGCAGCCUCCGCGAGUACUACCCGCAUUUCCGCAACAACGUAUCGUUAACUCAUUUCCACCUCAGCAGCAAGCGCUGCAGCAGCCGCCAACGUUUUUGCAGCAGCAGCAGCAGCCGCCGACGUUCUUGCAACAACAGCAAACGCCAACGUUCUUGCAACAGCAGCAACAUCAGCAACAGCCGCCACCACCACCGCCGCCACCACCGCCAUCGCAUCAUCAGACAUUUCCGCCUCAGCAACCCUUGAGAAAUCCGUCGCCAUCGCCAUCGAGAUCAUCCCAGCGACAUCCCAUAACGAUUCAGGGUUUACCAGAAGUGCAACAACGCGCACAAUUCAACAGUUUCGGCCCACCGCCGCAUCGUGUUAACAUCAAUCAUCCACAACAACCUGGAUUCCCGCCAAGUUUAUCAGUGUCGCAUCAAAAUGUACACUUGCAAAAUCAACCGCUACCGUUACCACAGAAUAACUUUGCCGAACCACCCCCACAGUCGCUAUCCAUUAGACCUGGAGGCUUUAACUCGGAGUCGCCGCAACAGCCGUUGCCCAGACCAAACAGCUUCAACGUUGAGCCUCCACCACAAUCGCUACCUCCGUUCAAACAGCAAGAACUGGAGAAGCAGCGGUAUCACGAGCAACGACGACAGCAAGAUGUGUUAAAACAACGGGAACAUCAACGGCAACACGAACAGCAGCGACAUCAAGAACACCAACGAUUCCUGGAACAGCAAAGACAAAUCGAACAGCAGAGAUUGUUGGAGCAACAGAGGCAGCAAGAACAUCAGAGACAACAGGAGCAUCAAAGACUUCAAGAACAGCAGCGAUUGCAGGAACAACAACGUUUACAAGAACAGCAGCAAUUUCAAGAGCUGCAACGUUUGCAGGAGCAACGUAGGCGGAAGCAGGAACAGGAGCAGAAGCUUCUUCAAGAACAACAACGAUAUCGCGCGCAGCUUAAAUACAAUCAGCCGCAGCUUCAACAACCGCAACGACCGGCAGGCGAAAUCUUCAAAGCUAUUCCGAAACUGGAGCAGCAUUACGCAAUCAGAGAGAAUCCGCUACAUCCCGGUCCGUUCCCACCAAAUCCCUCGGUAGUGCAACCAACCGCGUUUCCUGAAAUUUCUCAGAGCCAGUAUAUCUCACAAUCAGCGCAACCGCUCGAUAUUCUUCACGAAUCCCAACAAGUCUCCGCGAAUGUAUCACCGAGUCGUUACAUCUCCGCCGAUACUCUUCAGCAGCAACAUCAACAAUUAAACGCGAAACACCAGACCUAUCAAAACAAUCAACAGAGCUUCUUCUCGCAGAAUCGUCCGACGACGCAGCAACGACCGCAGAUCGCCUCCUCUCAACAGCAUUCCAUAUGGGGUCGACCGGUGCAGAACAAUCCCACGCAGAAGAUCUACGCGACGCCAGUUAGCCCUUCCGAAGACUUCAACUCGCUGUCGACUGCCAGAACGUUCCUGCCGACAACGACGUCCACGACAACGACUACAACUACCACCACGACUACCGAGGCGCCAACUACGCUCUCGCCGAACAAGGCGGCCAAGAUCCAGGAGAACAUCGCCAACCUGCCGGACGAAGUACCGGACGAUAUCAGGGAGCAGCUGCUGAGCUCCGGCAUUUUGGGCAACGCCGACAUUCAGAUUCUCGAUUACGACAAGAUCGGCGACAUACCAAUCGAGAAACUGCCGCCGGAAGCGCUGGCGAAUUUCUACGGCGCCGGAGGCGGUGCGGCUAUCGCUGCCGGCAGCGAACCUGUGCCGGCGAUCGCCAAGAAACCGGUGACGAAGACAGCGCAGCCGCCGUCGAAGAAGACGUCAUCCACCGUCGUCACCAUUUCCAGCAAUGGCGGUUCGACUAAGUUCGAGCAGGCUACCUUGCGACCCGGCGGCGUCGAGAUGAAAGUAGUACGCUUUGAUCCGAAUACGGAGCAAGGCCAGGCCGUGGCGGAGGCGCACAUACGGGACGACGCGACCCGGCUCGAGCCGGUGACCGUGAGAGCGCACGGAGACCCCGUUCAAUACAAUCGUUACUUGCCGCUUAAAGUGAGCGGUGCGUCCUUCCCGAUACCGGACGUGCCGGAGCUCAACGGCCGUAGGAUCUCGAGCGUCGUGGUGCUGGCACCUGUCGACUACGACUUUCUCGGCGGCGAGGAGAAGGAGAUUAUCACGGAUUCGCAGCGGCGCGGCAGAAAGGCCGGUGGCGACGUGCAGCCGGUCAGAUUUCUCGCCGGCGACACCCUCAAGCAACUCGUGAAGAAACCCACCGCGGAGAACUACAAGAAGUGGCUCGAGCAGGAGAGCCGCACCGAGCCGCAGAGACAGUCCGUUGUGCUUCUGGUCACCAUGCCGAGAGACGGCGGUGAUCAGGGUGACAAGGAAAUCUUCAUGUAUGAUGUGACCUCUGGAUCCGUCAGCAAACUGGCCGGUGACCUUUCAACAGCAUUUGUGGACGCCGCCGAAAGCAAUUCUGACGGUACUGACUCUAUCGAAAAUCCCUUCUCGACAUACUAAUUUUAUUUUAAAAAAGCUCUCCUUUUCAGUUCAAUGUUUAAAACAUAAUUUGUGGUCGCUAUACGCAGCUAUUUUCUGAAAGUUUCAUAAUUUAUUAUAUCCUACAGUGUUAUUACAUUUUAAACUUUAUUUUAAUUUAAACGAAUUGUCUCUUACAUUUUUUCAGAUAUAACAUAAUUAAUCGAAUAUAUUUCAAGUGGCUUAAAUUAAAUCAAAUUUAAUUUUGUUGUAUAUUUGUUCUCAUUUUGCAAUAAUGGAUAGAUUUAAAAAAAUGGAUUUUUUAGAUCUAUUAUACGACCGUAUCGUAAUUAAUAAAUAGUAAAUGCUGAUUUAUAAAAGAGGCGGAUAUAUUUUCCUCAAAUUGUCACAUAAUGCAUUUUUAUUGCAGUUAGAAUAAAAAAAGAGGCAGCUUCUUUUCAGAAUAAGAGGGAGAGUAUAUCGAGAGUAUAAUUAUAUAUGUAUUUCAAACUUAUAAGUAUC